Fusarium redolens is the source of this 1128-nucleotide messenger RNA. Its product is annotated as isoprenoid synthase domain-containing protein. NCBI's taxonomy places the organism in Eukaryota, Fungi, Ascomycota, Sordariomycetes, Hypocreales, Nectriaceae. The transcript is spliced from 3 exons. The coding region runs from base 1 to 1128 and encodes 375 amino acids. The record is from RefSeq and is a predicted model, not a curated record.
AUGACUUUACCAGUGCCUGCAGAUCGCGGCCAUUCGCAACCCCCAACGCGCGAUGAACUGUUGUCUGCUCUCAGAGGCCAAAACCUGAGGGUCCCAGACUUGGCGCCGCUGCUUGCAGGAUGGCCGAACGACGUCAGUCCACAUCUGGACAUUAUAGAUGUCAAAAUCCUACAGAUGAUUGAAUCGCAUGCUGUUAACGAAACGGUGCGAACACGUCUGAACAAAGCCCAACUCUCUGAACAAUUGGCCGGAUGGUAUCCCUAUGCAUCACACGAGAGGCUGGAAAUCUUGACGUCUUUUCAAGUCUGGAUGUUUAUCAUCGAUGAUCUGCUAGAUCAAUAUUCUAUCGUCGAACAAUUCGAUUACGACAAGCUACAAACCCUUCUGGACGACUGCGAGGAAUACGUCGAAAAGAGCCUCGGCGUAUCAAGCCAAGAGAUCGAGACAUCGGCUCAAUAUCAAGACCACGAUGCGAUACUAUCAUUCGAGGAAUAUGCGUCAACCGUGCGCCGUAUCUACAGCGACAACCCAAGCUACCGCAAGCGCAUUGCGAAAGAGGCGAUCGCCACUUUGAAGGCAUAUCAAAAGGAAGCUCUCAAUCGAAGAAACGCGCAUCUUCCUCCCCUGGACGAAUAUCUUGGCUACCGGCAUGAGUCUUCUUGCAUGAUGCAAGUCGUGACCAACCUCGAAUUCGCGAAUGGAAUUAACUUGCCUGAGCACGUCAUGGAGUCGAAGGAGAUUCAAGAUCUGUAUCAAGCGACAGUCGCUGUUAUGUGGAUCGUGAAUGACAUCGUCAGCGUGCGCAAAGAGAUUCAAGAGGGGUUUGUUGAGAAUAUCGUCGUCUUGCUGGCGGACGGCGACAUGCAACGAGGGCUUGAUGCGACGAUCGACAAGCUGAAAGGUGAGAUUAACAGAGUGAACAAAGCUUCUGAUGCAGCUGCCACCCGCUUUGCUGGUGAAAGGUUUGCGCGCGACGUCGCGUUGCUGGCGAGAAAUUGCAAGAAUAUGUGCCUGGCCAAUUGGUUCUGGAGUGUCAAAACUCCAAGAUAUUGCCUACACGAUAUAAAGCCGGAUGUUGAUGGGGGCUAUAACUUUACAAUUGAUCAAAUUGCCGAGGGGACAUCGUGA